Messenger RNA from Bolinopsis microptera, 2410 nucleotides. RefSeq lists its product as uncharacterized. The transcript has 3 exons. NCBI's taxonomy places the organism in Eukaryota, Metazoa, Ctenophora, Tentaculata, Lobata, Bolinopsidae. Bases 5 to 835 code for a protein of 276 amino acids. Gene Ontology annotation, cellular component: membrane. The record is from RefSeq and is a predicted model, not a curated record.
UAGGAUGCAGCCGCUAAUACCAGCUGAGAAGCGUAUAAAGGUAGCGGACACACUCCGGCUACUAUUUCACUACUGUAACAUAGUAAACCUGACACUGGGACUAAUAGUGUUCGGGGUGGGGGUGUCACUAGUUCUCUCCCCUCUACCUCUCCCUGCUGGCAAAGAUAUCUCUGUAAUCUACGGAACUUUACUGAUAUCAGCAGUUAUAGUGAUACUAGUGGGCAUGCUGGGUAUUCACGGCUGCUACUGGGUUCAAGAAAACAGACUGAAACUCUACGCUGUCUCCACGAUAGCAGCUAUUGUGUUAGAAGCAGGGCUCGGAUCCAUGGCCAUUAUAAAGGAGCAGUCCAUCAUGGACCACAUAGACUCGACCCUGGAGAACUUCAGAAGCAUGAACAGUAACCAUAGUAACAUGCCUUUACGGGAGUACAGACAGUCUCAGUACGAUACUAACGCUACCUACAAGAACAUUGUGGAUAACGUGCACACAGAGCUAUCCUGCUGCUCCUUUAUAAAUAUUAGCAAUAACAUCAGCUCCUGUCACCACCGUAUCAGUGGUACACCUCUACCAGGCUGUGUGGAAACCUUCAGGGACUUUAUCAAUAUCAAGCUAACUUACAUACGGUGUUUAGCAUUCAUGUUGGUUCCUAUCCAGUUGUUCUGUUUAGGGUUUGAUCUGAUGGUUCUGAAGACACUGCAGGUUACUAAGGAGUACGAUAAGUUGGAGAGGGAACUGAGUAAUAGAAAGAGGGAGAAGAGGAACAGUAUGGGGUACACUACUAUUGGGGAUGUGGAGAACAUUAACCUACAGGCUGCGUACAAUAGAGUGGUGUAACCAUGGUUACGUCUGGUAACUACUGGUUACUAGUCUGGUAGCUACUAGCAACAGAAAGAGAGAGAGAAGAGGAACAGUAAUAGUGUUGUGGACUAUGAAGAACAUCAAUCUACACACUACAUACGAUACAAUUACUGGUAAAGCAUUCUGGUAGCGAGUUUAGUUGCCAUGGCAUUAGAGUUGCAAUGUUUAAGAAUUGCCCAAUAUGAACACUCCUAUCUCCACAUGGCUAUCUACAACUAACUCUAACCUUGUAUGUAACUACUCCAGGAGGAGCUAUGUAAAGAGUACAGCAAGAUAGGGAUUGGGACAGAACAGUGAACAGUUGGACCUUGCUACGACUUUUAAAGUUACUACAGCGUGAUUUCGUGACUGUGAUCUUGAAUCCCGAGACCUGACUCCUGACGGAACGAUUAGGUUUAAUGAGAACAAUUUACCACGACUGAUCAAUUUUAAGUCUGUGCAUAAUAUUACAGUCUACUCGAGAGAUUGGAGAUAUAUACAUGAUCAUGAAGCCAUGACAUUAUAGCUGCAGUAACAGUGAUCCUAGAAGUGCAAACCAAUGAAUGAGAGAUGGGGAGAUUAUUAUGGUGAUCUCUACUCUGGUUGUGUGACCAUGGUUACUCUGGUUGUGUGACCAUGGUUACUCUGGUUGUGUGACCAUGGUUACUCUGGCUGUGUGACCAUGGUUACUCUGGCUGUGUGACCAUGGUUACUCUGGCUGUGUGACCAUGGUUACUCUGGUUGUGUGACCAUGGUUACACUGGUUGUGUGACCAUGGUUACACUGGUUGUGUGACCAUGGUUACUCUGGUUGUGUGACCAUGGUUACUCUGGUUGUGUGACCAUGGUUACUCUGGCUGUGUGACCAUGGUUACUCUGGUUGUGUGACCAUGGUUACUCUGGCUGUGUGACCAUGGUUACUCUGCCUGUGUGACCAUGGUUACUCUGACUGUGUUACCAUGGUUACUCUGGCUGUGUGACCAUGGUUACCCUGGCUGUGUGACCAUGGUUACUCUGGUUGUGUGACCAUGGUUACUCUGGUUGUGUGACCAUGGUUACUCUGACUGUGUUACCAUGGUUACACUGGUUGUGUGACCAUGGUUAAUCUGACUGUGUUACCAUGGUUACUCUGACUGUGUGACCAUGGUUACUCUGGCUGUGUGACCAUGGUUACUCUGGUUGUGUGACCAUGGUUACUCUGGCUGUGUUACCAUGGGUACUCUGGCUGUGUUACCAUGGUUACUCUGACUGUGUUACCAUGGUUACUCUGACUGUGUUACCAUGGUUACUCUGACUGUGUGACCAUGGUUACUCUGACUGUGUGACCAUGGUUACCAGAGUCUCUGGCUGGAUAUUUAUUUUUUAAAGCUCCAUGUAUAACUAAACCAACUUUUCUUAAAGCCUAAGUAUUUAUUAUUUUGAGAGUUUGCGAGAUAACCGUUAGCAUACGAAUUUAAUAAUGUUGUGCUUGCUGGAGUUUCAAUAACCAUGGUAAUUUGCGAAGUUUUAAAAUUUUUCUGCGUUUUGAUUUGUGCAUUUUCUUUCCAACUAGUUUAUACAUGAUCGUGUGAGA